AUGGAUCCGAAAGAAAGGAGAGAAGAUGCUGGUGAGGAUCGUCACCUAGAAUCAGAAGAAGGUUCAUCUGGAGAAGGAAAAUCGAGUGAACUCAGGAAAGAAGAAUCUUCGAACUCGUUUGUGAGUGCGGAAGAAGAUCCAGAAGAAAACCCAUCAGAAGAAUCUCGCAAAAAUCCGAGGGAGAUUCGACGAACUAGCAAGAAAGAUACAGUGGGCGAUGAAAUCCAAGAACUCGAAAGCCCAGAGGAGAAGAUCCAAGGAACAGACGCGGAGAUCCCAGAAGAAUUCCAGGAAGGAAACCCUAGGAUCGAAGAUGAAUGCAAGGAAACCGAGGAUCUACAAACCUCUCUGCCUCCAGAACAAGUUGAUACGGGUAAACUUGAUGAACUCUUUACUUACUCUACUAGAGAUAUAGAGGAAAGUUCGGAUAGUGAGCCUAGGUUGAGAAGAAAAAACACAAGAAGGCGUGUAGAUUUUGAUGUGAGUGUAGAGAAUGUAGAAUCUGGGAAGGAUGUGGGUGAUACAUCCAAACAAAUGGAGAAACUGCCCUCAGUUCAAUUAGGGCAGGAGAAAUCGAAGGAUGCUGAAAUCGAAGUGGUUGCGGACUCAGCAACGGAGACAAAAGUGCUGAAAUCAAAAGAGGAUGAUGAACCUGAGGUGGACUCACGUGCGCAAAAGGUUGAAAGCAAGAAACCUAAGGUUCAAAGGAAGACAAAAUCACAACCUGCCUUGGUGAUUACUGAGCACAAGACCCCUAAGAAAUCCGAGAAGAGGAAGGCUGAACCAGCAAAAGAUAUGCUGAGGGCAAAAUCUUCAAAAAUUUCUAAAGAAUAUCAAAAGGAGAAGAUGAAGGGGAAGAGAAAAGUUCAGGAAGAAACUGAGAUACCCAGUUCUCCUUCUGGGUCAGAAGAUGAGGAAUUACUGGCGAGCCUGUGUAUGUCUCAUCAAUUUGUUGAUGAAAAAUCUGAACAAAGGUUCAAUGACAUGAAGAAUCUCAACACGAUUGUGGAGAGAAACGUGAAUGUGAGCAACCUCAAGGAGCAGGGGAUAUGGGAUAUCCUGGAACGUCUAAGUCUAGAAGAAACAGCCACCUAUGCUUGUCCCCACAGCAAAAUUCUGAUCAAAGAAUUUUAUGCAAACAUCACUAAGAAAAUUGUGAAGGCAGGGGAUCCAAUGUACCAUCGGGUGUACAUAAGAGGAAAGAUACUGCACUUUUCUCCAGCAGUAAUCAACAAGUUUUUGGGCUUGAAGAACUCAGUUGUGCCUAUCAUGGAUGAGUUGGACAGGGAGAUUGACCAGAAAGAGCUGGAGAUAGCUCUCACUGACACCUUUGAUGAAAAGAGGAAAGGAGAAAUAGCCCCCAGUGGAGUUGAACUUCGAGGCUUCAGUACUUUUCAAAAUAGCCAGAGCUAA
Tarenaya hassleriana is the source of this 1413-nucleotide messenger RNA. Its product is annotated as TRAF3-interacting protein 1-like. The coding region runs from base 1 to 1413 and encodes 470 amino acids. The record is from RefSeq and is a predicted model, not a curated record. The transcript is spliced from 2 exons. Lineage: Eukaryota; Viridiplantae; Streptophyta; Magnoliopsida; Brassicales; Cleomaceae.